Molecule: messenger RNA, 3715 nt
Organism: Callorhinchus milii (elephant shark)
Lineage: Eukaryota; Metazoa; Chordata; Chondrichthyes; Chimaeriformes; Callorhinchidae
Gene: rc3h2
Product: ring finger and CCCH-type domains 2
Exons: 20
Coding region: 186-3632 (1148 amino acids)
Molecular function (GO): metal ion binding
Source: RefSeq, a predicted model, not a curated record
ACAUUGAAAUGGAUGGACACCUGAACGCCAGUGACUCUUGCUGAGGAAUGUGGUGUUUUCUUGAAACCUCUACUUUUGCAAAGCUCUCUACCAACCAACAACAACUGUCUAAAUCUCUUGACAGUAGAGUAGCGUUAUGCUAGUCAACCAUUAGCACUGACACAGAAACCAGAGCCGCUUCCAGAAUGCCUGUUCAAGCGUCGCAGUGGACAGAAUUCCUUUCUUGUCCCAUCUGCUACAAUGAGUUUGAUGAGAACGUGCACAAACCCAUCAGUUUGGGCUGUGGGCAUACUGUCUGCAAGACCUGUCUGAAUAAACUACAUCGCAAGGCAUGCCCCUUUGAUCAGACCGCCAUCAACACAGACAUCGAUGUUCUUCCUGUAAAUUUUGCACUUCUUCAGUUAGUUGGUGCACAGGUCCCAGACCAGCAGACAGUCAAUCUGAGUAACUUGGCUGAAAAUAAACAUUAUGAAAUUGCAAAGAAGUGUGUGGAGGAGCUGGCUCUCUACUUGAAACCGCUUAGUGGAGGAAAGGGUGUUGCAAGUUUAAAUCAAAGUGCACUGAGUCGGCCAAUGCAACGGAAAUUGGUUACCCUGGUUAACUGUCAGUUGGUAGAGGAAGAAGGUCGUGUUCGGGCAAUGCGAGCAGCAAGAUCACUAGGCGAAAGGACAGUUACUGAGCUUAUUCUGCAGCAUCAGAACCCCCAGCAGUUAUCAGCCAAUUUGUGGGCAGCCGUUAGGGCCCGAGGUUGCCAGUUUUUGGGGCCAGCCAUGCAGGAAGAAGCUCUAAAACUGGUAUUGCUUGCAUUGGAAGAUGGGUCAGCACUCUCGAGGAAAGUGCUGGUUCUCUUUGUUGUUCAGAGGCUUGAACCACGGUUCCCUCAGGCGUCUAAAACUAGUAUUGGGCAUGUGGUCCAACUCUUGUACCGUGCUUCAUGUUUCAAGGUAACAAAAAGGGAUGAAGACUCUUCUCUGAUGCAACUAAAAGAGGAGUUUCGUACCUAUGAAGCUUUGCGUAGAGAGCACGAUGCACAGAUUGUUCACAUUGCCAUGGAGGCAGGACUUCGAAUUUCACCUGAACAAUGGUCUUCCCUUCUGUAUGGAGACUUGGCACACAAGUCACAUAUGCAGUCCAUAAUUGAUAAGCUCCAGUCGCCCGAAUCGUUUGCCAAAAGCGUUCAGGAAUUGACAAUUGUCCUGCAGAGGACCGCGGAUCCAGCUAAUUUGAACCGACUCAGACCACAUCUUGAACUUUUGGCAAAUAUUGAUCCCAACCCAGAUGCUGCACCUCCAACAUGGGAGCAGCUGGAGAAUGCGAUGGUUGCUGUGAAGACAGUGGUCCAUGGCCUUGUGGAUUUUAUCCAGAACUUUAGCAAGAAGGGUCAUGAAACACCACAGCCACAGCCAAACAGCAAAUACAAAACCAGCAUGUGCCGAGACCUGCGACAACAGGGAGGCUGCCCACGGGGAGCUAAUUGUACAUUUGCUCAUUCCCAGGAGGAGCUGGAAAAGUAUCGGAUGCGGAAUAAGAAGAUCAAUGCUACCAUCAGGCCCUUUCCUCUGCUGAACAAACCUGGAAUCACUAAUCUAGCCACCACUUCUGCAGGCAGUAUAGUGUCUGUAACAGGAAUCACAGAAGCCACUGUGAAAAUGGUGCAGAUAUCAAACGGGAUCAUAAGUCCAGAAAGUAGUACCCCACAACUAAUACCACGCUGUGCAGAUACCUCGUCCUCUUUGGAGAUUGCUAAAAAAAUUGGACAAAGCAAUUUGAGUACACCUGGAUCACUAUCUGGUUCACCACCAGAAAAUAGAAUUGGGUCUCCUCCCAAGACGGCUCUCAAUCAGAUGUCCUCUACCUCGGCUAUAAUGUCUUCACGUAUUGGACCAGAUGCUUCACUACCCCCAUCAAAGCCUGGCCAGUUUGUGCCGAGAGUAUCUGUGUAUCCAUCCCAACAACCUGAUGUGUAUUAUCCAGACCCAAGGGCACCAGUUUCAUAUGAACUGCCUCCUUAUCACCAACCAGGAGGAUAUUAUCCCCCACAUCCUGGUUUACCAUCUGGAGUGACUGCUUGCCUUCCUCGCUACGCACGUCCGAAUAACAUCCCCGAAUCCUCACUUGCACCCACUGUGCCCUACCCUGAACACUGCACUGCAUAUCCACCUCGGGAACGGUUGGCAGCUUCUCCUUAUCCAUCAGGACCUGCUCAACAAUAUGGCUCCGUCCCCGCUAUCCACUCUGGGAUGUAUGCACCAGUCUAUGACAGCAGGCGCAUGUGGAGACCACAAAUGUAUCAACGGGAUGAUGUUAUGCGGAGCAAUUCUUUACCUCCGAUGGAUGUGGUGCCUUCGCCUGCCUAUCAGCCUCCUCCACGGGAACGAUACAGCUCACUUGAUGGGUAUUAUUCGAUACCUGGACCACCAUUAAAUGAACCAAGGAGUGUCACCAUGCAGAGGGACCUGUACAGCCGGUCACAGCCCUCGGGCUUUGAUGACCCAUUAAGACGGAAGGUCGAUCAAUGGGUACACUAUCCAACUCCAAAACCACCUCCAGUCUCGUCCACACUGUCCACAGUAGCCCAACCCUCUGCUCCUCCAUCACCGCUGUUUAGUGUCGACUUUAGCUCAGAGUUCUCUGAGAAUCCCAGCGAUUUGUGUGUAGGCACUAAAUUUGAGGAUCAGCACAUGUCCCAGUAUUCUCCAUGGUCCUGUGGGACUAUCAGCUCUUGCAUUAGUGCAAUGGAGCCUGAUCCAAAAGACGUCAUGGCAACGACCAAUGUGGAGAUAAUGGACCUUGAUGUGAAAAGACGGCUAAAUCUAUUUGACCCUCAGAGAAGAGGCAAAGAUGAAGAUCCCAUAAUUCCAUUUGGUGAUGGACCGAUCAUCUCGAAGUGGGGUGCGAUUUCUCGGUCUGCACGCACAGGCUAUCACAACACUGAUCCGAUCCAGGCCACAGCUUCCCAAGGAAGUGCCACCAAGCCUAUCAGUGUAACUGACUAUAGUUCCUAUGUGAGCCAUACAGAUUCCAGUAGUUGGAGUUCCUCUGCCCUUUCAUAUGGAUCAGAUUCUACUCCACCUGCUCAAUACCUUGACAGGGACCGACUGGGAGCGGCAGAUCUAUCAGCCCACAGGAAACAUCCUAAUGGUGGAGAUCAGCUAAGUAUUGAGCUGCAGCAGGGUGAAUUUUCGGAAGAUUCAGGCGACACCAGGCCGGAUCGGGAUAUCGAACUGGAGCUUUCUGCUCUAGAUACUGAUGAACCUGAUCUUAAUCAAGAUGAGGAAAUAGAAGAUGUCCUAGAUCGACAGUUGGGUAUCAGCUCCCAAGGUGAUCCAACCAGUCACAUGAUGUCUGAGAACGAACAUCACCACAAACACCGAGGUGAGGAGCAGGAGGAGCAGGGCCGCAGGAUCGCAGAGCAGAUCGCAAUCACAGAGGAACAGAAGGUGAUCCUACCUAGAACGUCCUGCUUCAAUCAGCCCAUCACAGCGUCAGUUGGCAUCAGCACCUCCCCAGCUAUGUCUGCAUCCAUUAGCAUUAAUAACCUGCUUCUGAAAACCUCUGCUCACAGGCUAUCAGAGGACGGGAACGAUAUGAAACCUGCAACAAACGGCGAGGCUCUAGUUAAUGGGAGCUGAAGGGCUUGAUGCUUGCACCGACAUCUAAAAGCAAUUCAUUUUGCUUUCUAAUAUAAUAUAACAUAAUAUAUAUGUGUGUGUGU